AUGCCAUCUUCCGGUCAAUACGAGGAACCCUUGAUACACACAUAUGGCAGCCCUGACGUUUUUGGGCGUCGCCACCACAACAAUGGUGAUACCGCCCUUGAAUUCUACGAGCGCAAUGGGGAAUUCACAGUGUUUGACGCAUUAGCGAUUACAGAGCUCAACGAGGCGUAUAAACCUCAUCAGAAAACAGACGUUCCCCCACCUUACUUGAAGCCAGGGCAGACCAUCCCCAACCGGAUGAUUGUCACAUCUCCCAACGCAGAUUGGAUGCCAUUUAUCUCUUUGCGACCCCGAGCUGUCCGGGCACGAGAGGACGGUCGUUUUGCCUGGGCAGAUUUCACUGUAUGCCCACAAUGGUUUAUCGACACCCAUUGGCAUCUCCCUUUCGUCAGAUCGCGUCUGCUCGAAGUCAAAAUCAAAGACCAUGAACUCGGGUUCUGUUGGUGGGAGUUGCGAGAUAACCACUUCGUGGAAGCGAAAGGCUCCGCUUACCGCGAUCUUGGUACUCUGCGUGGUGAUAUCGCCGAUUUUCUGCGAGAGGAGGCCAAAAAGCUUCACCUUGCAUGCCGAGACAUCAAGCAGACGAAGGAUUUUGGCCGUCUCUUCUACCUGGCGAACAAGACUGUAGACGCGGCCCUGCAACUCAAAUUUUGCUCUUUCACCAAACGCGACAUGAUCUACCACAUCUGCUCCUUCCAGCGCCUCUAUCUGGAAACCCUCGCCAUGUUCGACUGGCACACCAAGUGGGCUUUCCGGCUCAACGACAGCACCGGCAAAAUCUACGAGAUUGAUGAGACGAUCAUGGGUGCAAUUACGGACAGCCCCGACUGUAUCGCAAUGCUCUACCGAGCUGGUGUACCUGGUUGGUAUGUCCGACCGCCCUCAAGUAUCCCACAUGACAUGACUAUUCGUUGCAUCGUUGCACCUGGUUGGGAAAAAAUGCCAACGACACGCGGUCCAAUGUCCGAAGUUUUGGAUGUAAUUUUGACAUGGACCAGACAAGCCCCACAUGGAAUGCUCUCAAGUCCGAAAUUUUACUGCACCAAUGUCCGAAAUUUUGGAUGUAAUUUUGACAGGGGCCAGACAACCCCCAUGAAAUGCUCCAAUGUCUGA
Molecule: messenger RNA, 1113 nt
Organism: Laccaria bicolor S238N-H82
Lineage: Eukaryota; Fungi; Basidiomycota; Agaricomycetes; Agaricales; Hydnangiaceae
Exons: 5
Coding region: 1-1113 (370 amino acids)
Source: RefSeq, a predicted model, not a curated record